CUCCCCCCCUCCCUCCCUCUCCUGUGUUUCCUCGUCGAUUUCAAUUUCUUUAAAUCUUCGGCUUCUGUUUUCCUUCAUUUUCUCGGUACUAACUAUAUUCUUAUCAAAAGAAGAAAGAAGAAGACAUCAACGUUUUGGUAGCCUUCUCUUUAUUAUUAUUAUUAUUAUUAUUAUUAUUAUUUUUCGCUGGCGAGUGUAUGCAAUGCAAGUUGGGUUUUAAUUGAAGGGCAAAGCUUUUGUCAGAUAGCCCCGAGAGAUAACUGUAAAAGAAAACAACUAAAGAAUUAAGCCUUCCUGACAAAUGGGUGUCUCUAAAUCAGAUCAAAGAAUAAACACUUCAACCUCUCCUCCUCCUCCUCCUCCUCCUCCUCCUUCACGUUCUGUUUCAUAGGCCCAAAAUACUUUCUAAUCCAGUGAAAGCUGUCUUAAAGAAGCAAGAAGUUAAAACUUCCUCUGUUUAUAGAGAGGCGGCAUCAUGGGAGAAACAAACGAGAAUAGAAAUAGGAGCAGCAGCAGCAGUAGAAGUAGCAGAGUAAUGGAGAGUCUUUCUUUGGAUAUUAACAGGUACCCAAGAGAUCUAUUACAAAGAUUCAUGUCAAGUGACGCGCAGCAAUAUCAAACGGCAACAAGUGAUGGAGACGAAACAGAGGAGAUUGAAUUAAAUCUUGGGCUAUCACUUGGUGGAAGAUUUGGGGUUGAUAAGUCUUCAAAGAAACUAACGAGAUCUUCAUCAAUAGCUGGUUCAAUACCAUUGUUGAGAGACUAUGAUGCUUUAACCACUCCACCUGCAUCUUAUCCUCUUCUCAUGAGGACUUCUUCUUUGCCUACGGAGACAGAGGAGGAGUGGAGGAAGCGGAAGGAAAUGCAGAGUUUGAGGAGAAUGGAAGCCAAGAGAAGGCGAAGUGAAAAGCAAAGGAAUUUGAGAGGAGAGUUGAGUCUGGAGGAAGUCAAAUUGAAUAAAGGGAAUUGGGUGCCGACGUGGGCUAGUAAGCAGAGUGGUGUUGUGAAUAGAGGUAAUAAUCUGGCAGGGCAGCAGCAGCAGCAAGCGUCACAAGGGUCCGUGGAGUCUCAAGGAGGGAGCUCUUCUGGAUUAUCAGAAAUGGUGAGCAAGCCUGUUCAAGGAUCAAGCAGUGGUGGUGAAGCACGAAGUCCAACAAGUAACCAGUCUUUGCAGGAACGAGGCAGUCAAGAAGAUUUAGAUUCUUCUGGGACAAAGAAAAAUGAAAAUGCGUGCAGAGCCGCCUCCAGUACAGAAAUGGAGAAUUUUUCCAAGAAGCUUGAUUCUGCAGAAAAUAUAGGGAGGGAAAUUGGGACCAAUGCAAUGGAAGAUAUGCCUUGUGUGUUUACAAAAGGAGAUGGUCCUAAUGGGAGAAGAGUGGAUGGCAUCCUGUACAAGUAUGGCAAGGGAGAGGAAGUAAGGAUCAUGUGCGUCUGCCAUGGCAGCUUUCUAUCCCCCGCAGAGUUCGUGAAGCAUGCAGGUGGCAGUGAUGUUAAUCACCCUCUUAGACACAUAGUGAUAAACUCUUCUGGUCCGUCCUUUGUGUAAUGUAAGUCGGUGUUUAUGUCAUCCUUUAAAAGAGAAGUAGGGAUGUGAAAUAGGAAGAGAAAAAUGAGAGAAUUUUAGGAAGUAGUUUGCUUUAUUUUUUUAUUUAUUGGGGGGCCUUGAAACGGAAACCGAAUAUGGCCCAACUUCGUUUCAUCUUCCAGAAGAGUGUUUGAAAUGGUUUUUUGAGGCUGCAUGUUAUAUUUAUUUCCUAAUUCCCCCAUCUCAUAAGCUGGGAGUGUAUUUCCCUAUUUCCUAAGCUGACAGUGUAUGCACAAAUGGAGGAAGGGAAAACAAGACUUGAUAGUUCAGAUCUGCACAUGGGCUGUCGCCGUGCUAUGCAGAUGGGAUAACCGAUGAAUAUGUUCCUGCAAUCGUCUUUAUCAAAAAGAGAAAAGGGCAGGCCGCAGAUUACCGAUGUCUAUCAUGGAAAACUAAUUCGAAAAAGGGAUCUCUUCUCCUCGAGGUUUUUUAGCGGAUCUCUCUUUCCAAAACCGCAGGCAUUGUAUUUAAACUUAAGGCAUUGUAUUUGAACUUUUGCAUGGAAUCGCAAGAUUCCUUGCGGAAGGAGUGAUGGUGUUUCAGCCGUGAAAAUGUAAAUAUACUCUGUAUGGCACCUGCUGCAUGACUAAGAAGAUGUCUAUUGGUCUUUCCCUGCAAA
Populus nigra (black poplar) is the source of this 2204-nucleotide messenger RNA. Its product is annotated as ninja-family protein AFP2-like. The record is from RefSeq and is a predicted model, not a curated record. Bases 476 to 1546 code for a protein of 356 amino acids. Gene Ontology annotation, biological process: negative regulation of DNA-templated transcription; response to abscisic acid; signal transduction. Gene Ontology annotation, cellular component: nucleus. Lineage: Eukaryota; Viridiplantae; Streptophyta; Magnoliopsida; Malpighiales; Salicaceae. The transcript is spliced from 2 exons.